AUGUGUAUACAUUUUAAAUGCGUUAAUUUCUACAAGUGGUCCGUGGUGUGCGAAAAAGUGCAGUACUCAAACCGCUUAACGGAGGAGUGGUAUAGCUUGGCUGUCGAGAGGAGCGCUAGCAACAAGGCGCAGCGUCGGCGUAGACGUAGUAACAGUAGUAGCAGCAGUAGCAGUAACAGCAGUAUUAGCAGCAGCAGCAGUAGUAGCAGUAACAGCAGCAUCAGCAGUAGCAGCAGCAUCAGCGUCAGUAAUGGCAGCAGGAGGUGCGGCAAAGAUGUUCAUAAAAAGACAAAGAGGAAUAAGCAGUUGGAGUUAAAAAAACUAGCGCUGCGGCAGGAAUUUGGUAUAGCAUUAUCAUCGAUUGAAGUACAAAGUACUUUCCGUAGUUGUCAGAAGCGACAUGGGGAAGAUCUUCGAUUUAAUGGAGUUGGGGAACCGAUAGAGCUAGAUGACUCAAGCCUAAUAGAAUAUUUCAUAGAAGGCAUACCAGGCUCAAAGUCGAACAAAAACAACCUAUACCAGGCGAAAACUAUACAGGAUUUGAAGGAGCAGAUCAAGGUAUACGAGAGUAUUCGUUACAGAAAGUCACAACCCGUUAAUGGGAACCAGGAGAUGGCAUCGUCGUCAAACAAGGACUUCCAGAAAGCAGUUCCAUUUAGCAGGAAAUGUUUUGUCUGCGGAGAUUCAUCACAUCACGCUAGAAGCUGUUCACGCAAUAAGACAUCGUGUUACUAUUCCAGUAAAGAGGGUCAUCGUGCAGCUAACUGUAAAGCAGGAAGGAAAACUCCUGAAUCGGAACGAAGCAGCGUGAAUAAUAUGACAGAUGAAGGUGAAAUCGUGAAAUCGGAGAAGCGGAGUGGAUUGAUUUUUAAAGAUUCGACGUCUAAAAAUAUUAUAAAGCACCCAGAUGUGUCGUCUAUGUCAAAACCAGCUACCCUAAAAACUCCAACGACCUCAACUUCUAACGAACCGUCAACUUCUCGUGGUAGUUGUGGCUUAGAAAGUAGUGUUGAUGUUUAUGCUUCCGACCACACCGAUUUUGACGACGAUGACUACGAGCCACCACCAACAAGGUCAAAAACAGAGCCACAUCUGAUAACUCAAAGCGAACUUUAUGAUCUGAUUCGCGAACUUGAUCUGCCAAAAGAGAAAUCAGAACUUUAA
Bactrocera latifrons is the source of this 1164-nucleotide messenger RNA. RefSeq lists its product as uncharacterized. Bases 1 to 1164 code for a protein of 387 amino acids. Gene Ontology annotation, molecular function: zinc ion binding; nucleic acid binding. Lineage: Eukaryota; Metazoa; Arthropoda; Insecta; Diptera; Tephritidae. The transcript has 3 exons. The record is from RefSeq and is a predicted model, not a curated record.